This is a messenger RNA of Aphanomyces astaci, 1125 nucleotides long. RefSeq lists its product as hypothetical. Lineage: Eukaryota; Oomycota; Saprolegniomycetes; Saprolegniales; Verrucalvaceae. Bases 40 to 1005 code for a protein of 321 amino acids. The transcript has 5 exons. Gene Ontology annotation, biological process: DNA-templated transcription. Gene Ontology annotation, molecular function: DNA-directed RNA polymerase activity; protein dimerization activity; DNA binding. The record is from RefSeq and is a predicted model, not a curated record. Gene Ontology annotation, cellular component: RNA polymerase II, core complex.
CUCCCUUCCAUCAGUCGUCGAAUUUGAGCGGAGCGCACGAUGCCAAACACGCGGUUUCCCAAGAUCGACCUGCAGGAGAUUCGAGAUGACUUCAUCAAGUUCGAGCUGAGCGAGACAGACACUAGCGUGGCCAAUGCGAUUCGCCGCGUGAUGAUCGCCGAAGUCCCUACCCUCGCGAUUGACCUCGUGAGCAUUGAAGUCAACACCAGUGUCAUCACGGACGAGUUCCUCGCGCAUCGUUUGGGUAUGAUUCCUCUGCGCUUGGAAGGAGGCUUGGAAGCGUUCAAGAAGCGCUUCGUGUACUCGGCAGACUGCGACUGUGACGAACAUUGUCCCAAUUGCAGUGUCGAAUUUGAAUUGGACGUUCGCGCCGAAAGCGGGACGCAAACGGUCACGUCGGAUUCGCUGCGAUCGCUAGAUCCGUACAUCAAACCAGUUCACUUUAGCUCGGAAGAAGAAGCGAACAACACACAAGACACGGGGGUGAUCAUUGCCAAGUUGGGACCCGGGCAGCGCCUGAAGCUGAACGCGAUUGCGAAGUUGGGGAUUGGCAAGGAACAUGCAAAGUGGUCUCCCGUCGCAGUCGCCACCUACAUGUUCGAACCCAUCAUCACCCUCAACCAGAAUGUCUUGAACACGUACACCAGCGAACAGCGAGUGGAACUGUACAAAUCAUGUCCUACCCGAGUAUUUGAGAUCGACGACACAUACGACACUCUUCAAGUGGAGGACAACAUGCGAUGCAUGUACUGCGACGAGUGUGUCAAGCUAGCAAGCAGCUAUCGAGAAAACCCCGAAGAUGACAUGGCUGUCACAGUCACAGCCACCCAAGACAAGUUCAUCUUCUCAGUCGAGACCACAGGCCAAUUGAAGCCCGAGGAAGUGGUGAUCUGGGCUUUGGACAUUAUCAAGGACAAAUUGGCCGCGCUGAAGCAUCAAUGCUUAGAACUUUCGCAAGAUGAAGGCAUGUCCACUCAAAACGUCCCUAUCACUCCGUUUGGAUAAGUGAAGGCACUUCGGGACUUACAGUUGCUUGAGUAUAAUCCUUUCGCCCUACAGUAGUUAUCUUGAGCAUAUUGACAUAUCCAUGGCUGAAGUAGUAGUACACUGCUAGCGUCGAUUACG